Messenger RNA from Oryzias latipes (Japanese medaka), 3035 nucleotides. NCBI's taxonomy places the organism in Eukaryota, Metazoa, Chordata, Actinopteri, Beloniformes, Adrianichthyidae. The record is from RefSeq and is a predicted model, not a curated record.
CUUUUCUACUUUAUUUAGUGAACAUAUAGGGAGAGCUUUCAUCCUCCCAACCGCCAAGCAAAGCAAAGCAAAGCAGAGCAAAGCGGAGUGUUUUCACUGGCUGCCGUCAGUCUGUUCAGGAAUCCGGAUAUGAUGAAAAGAUUUUAGGCACAACUCCGCAAACUACUGUCAGCCACCGUCGAAGGCGUCGCCAGAGCCAAAUAAAAAAAAAAAGAAAAGAAAAGAAACCAACAGGACCGAAGUGGACAGCCCAAAAUUCUGCCGCGCAAAGUUUCAGGAAAAACUUUUUGAAGCUCUUUUCAUUUUUUUCGCCUGAGAGGAAAGGGCUGAACUCAAGCAGGCAGGCAGGGAGGGAGGAUGGGAGCUGGGCAGAUUUGAAGGAAAGGGGAGUUGUCAUGGUAGAAAGGUAAGUUUGGUUUGUAAACUAAAACGGGAAUUAAUGGAAAAGAGAGCCUCGAAGGCAUUUUUGUAAACGGCAGCUCGAACAAACGACCCGCACGCGGAGUUUUAUGUCAAAGCGUGGGAGAGGAAAUUUCCACUAUCAUGAUGCGUUUGAGGACGUCACUUUUUUCCCCCUCCAGUCUGAAUUAGUGAAACUUCUUUUCUCCUCGUUGUUUGUCGCACGCGCCUGUGUUAGUAACGAGACGUUGGUUUUCACAGCACUUGAGGAAAAGGGAGGAACCUCUCUUGUUGGCUUUUUUCCCCUCCUUUAUCUUCUAUCCAAGAGGACGACUGUCUCAUGUCCACGAAGACUGGCCUUCCUACUGAGGGGCCCGAGGGGACGACAGGGGGCCCAGGACAAGAGAAGACUCCCCUGUUGUCAGUCUCACACGAUGCUUGUGACGAUGAGUCACCAGGAUCAACGUCGUCUAGCCGGAAACCCUUCACUGAAGGACAAGGUCACGUGACGGAGGAGAAGUCCAACAAUUCCACGCCUGUACAAACUCAGCCCCAGUCCGACAUUAACCCUCCAGCCUCUGAGUCUUCUGGUGGGGAUGCCACCAAGGAGCAAAACGGCUUUCACCAUGGUAACGUCAGCAAAUCGUCCCUGCGUAAUGGAAUCCACCCUGGACCUACGGGGAAGUGCACCUGCGGGGCCAACAUGGCCGCCGGCUCCGUGAGCGGGCCUGACCCCGGAGCAGCAACGGUGACGCAGCCCAAGAGGCAGCUGUCCACGCCCGUCUCAGACAGGGUGCAGAGGAAGCUGAAGUCCAGCCUGUCGGUGAACAGCGACAGCAGCCGCCGCAGCAAAGGCAGUUCCACAGGGUCGCACAAACCGCCUCUGCCAGAGGACUGCUGCGUUCACUGCAUCUUGGCCUGCCUGUUCUGCGAGUUCCUCACCCUGUGCAACAUAGUGGUGGCCCAGGCCUCCUGCGGCGCGUGCACGUCGGAGGCCUGCUGCUGCUGCUGCUGCAACGACGACCUCGGGGACGACUGCAACAGCCCCUGCGACAUGGACUGCGGCAUCAUGGACGCCUGCUGCGAAUCCUCCGACUGCCUGGAAAUCUGCAUGGAGUGUUGCGGCAUCUGCUUUCCGACAUAAAGAGGCUUCCAAGGAGCGCGAAUCCAAAAUAGGGGCUGUUGCUGUCGUCACUUGAGAUUCAGCAGAGAAACGGGAGCGGACACGUGCGAGCAUGAGCGAUUGUUGGCGUGUGUGCUUGCAGCGAGAUUUUUGACACUGGGCUUCUGUGUGAAAACCAGCCCGGCGCAGGCUAGUAGUAUUUCCAGAUUUCUGAACAGGACAGUUACAUCUCCAAUGUAUUGUAGUUUUACGGAAAGUCUUUAGUUACUUUCAAAAUCAGUGUCUAAAUAUUUCUUUUCAUUUCAUCUUUUUAGACCAACGUUUUUCAUAAAUACACUUUUUAGUCCGAUUGACGCAUUGAUCAUAAGUCUUUCUUUAAGAAAAGUCCAAUUUUUACUGGCUUAUCUCAUUGCAUCUACUGCACUGCUGACCAGUUAAAACUGGUUAAGCUCUACGAUCUGCUACCUUCAGACACUAAAAACCCAAAGUAUUUGUAGGCUUCAUGAACAUUUUCUUUACUAAAGUUUCAUGGAAGCUUGUUAUAGUAGCAUUUAUCCACAAAGUGCUGGAAUGUUUUUAAACCUUGAUUUUUGUAUGUAUUUUGAUAGUUUAACUGGAAAUGCAGCACAACUGGAAUAAUGCUCAGCAUAAAAAGAAUAUUGUUUUAUUGCCAUCAAUAGAUUGAUUGAUUGGCUUUGUCAGCUGCAUUUGGUACAAUUUAUUUUUUUUAAUCAUUAUUUUCUAUCCAUACUUCUUAUAUUGACUUGUUGAGCUGCACUACUAUUAGUCAGGGUAAAAAUAAGGAAUUAAGAAGUGGUGACCUGAGUUACCAAACAAGCAGCUUUUGGGAAUCAACCCUAGUGACUUUCAGCACAAGAGGAAUGCCGUAGAAACGGCAAAUGAACACAGGGUAAACGCAGUGUCCUUCUUUCAUCUUCCCCAAUUUUGCGCAUCGCUAGACCAGUUUUUGGUCUUUUUCUUGUCCAGGAUAAGCGCUUUGAUGUUGUCUAAGUGAUUAAGCUUGAUGCUGGCCCCUCAUUAGCUCUGCUUUUGUAAUGGGGACAAAAUAUGUCCCAUCCUAGUGCCCUUAAUGAACAAGUGCUGUCAUGGACGGCUCAUCUUAUUGCAGCGUUCAUGGGAGGUUGGACUCCAUUUUGUGUCUGUGAUUCACUCAAACCGUCGGUUAGUUCCAGCCAAAGGUGUGUCUUAUAAAAACUACAAAUAAUGUGAAGAAUUUAACGCAAAAGAACUAUGUCCUAUUUCCAAUCAAAUCUGUUCUUUGUUGGUCUUGAUGCAUCUUUGCUUACCUUGAGUUAUUCAAUUUGCACAUGGUAUUAAACAGAAUUUGUUUUUUGUUUUUUUAAAUAAAAUUAUACCAAAAGUAAGCGUUAUUUCAUUAUUUUUGAAAAAUAUUUUGUUAGCAGAGCAUUUUCUAUUUUGUCAAAACUACUGACUUUAUAUGAAGUUAUGAAGAUUAUGUGAUCCGUCAAUUUGUAUUUGUCCCAUUUAAAAA